UGUUCGAUUCUGUCGUAGGCAACAAUUAGGUAAUACUAUCUAAAAAUGAAUGGAUGGAUGGAGAGUAGACUUGCUUAAUGCCUACAAUUCUGCUUGACUUUGAGCUGUGAACUCGUCAUGUGAUGAUUCUUAUCAAUAUUUAGCAGAUCCUUCAAAUGGAUUCUUUUUGUUAUUUCAACCUAAAAUCUUACCUCUUUCACAUUCCCAACGUCUCUCCCUCUCUCUACACAGCAGAAGAUCUCUCCCCCCCCCCCUCUCUUCCCUGCCAGCCUCUGCACAGUCAUUAUAUAUACAUUAUAAACAUAUACAGUCAAAUUCCAUGUAUAGAUAGAUAAAGCCCUGAUCUUGAGCUAUAAAUUACAUGGGGCAGCCAGCAGCCUUUUAGUUAAAGCAACCUUCAGAAUUCACGUGCCUUCUCUUUCAAACAGAAUUGGUUUCAUCCUCGUCAUAAUAAUAUUACAGAUAGGUAAAGGAAAAGUACUUAUAUUAUCAGCAACACUCUACAUGCAGCAACAAUAGAGUACUAUCAUUAUCAGGAAUUCUCCUUUUCUUUUCUUUUCUAUCUUGUUUGUUCUUUUUUUUUUCUUUUUAAAUAAGAAAAGGUAUUUUCUUGGAAUGGAUAAAGGGUGUGGGACUUCUACUACAACUACAACUAUUACUACUGCUGCUAGUGUGACUUUCAUGGGGUUUCGUGAGAUGGGUAGGUGGUGGUUGAGUAGUGGUGGGGCAUUGAUUGUUCUGUUGUGUUUUGGGUUUUUGGUGGGUUAUGAAGUGGUUGAAGGAUACCCAGUUGAGGAUCUGGUGGUGAACUUGCCCGGUCAGCCCAAGGUUGGAUUUAGACAGUAUGCUGGGUAUAUUGAUGUUGAUGUCAACAAUGGAAGAAGCUUGUAUUAUUAUUUUGUUGAAGCUGAUAAAGACCCUGAUAACAAACCUCUUGCUCUCUGGCUCAAUGGAGGUCCUGGUUGUUCCUCCAUUGGUGGAGGUGCCUUCACUGAGUUGGGUCCAUUUUUCCCCAAAGGAAAUGGCCGAGGGCUUCGAAUAAAUUCAAUGUCCUGGAAUAGAGCAUCAAAUCUCCUCUUCGUUGAGUCUCCUGCUGGAGUAGGAUGGUCAUACUCAAAUACAACUUCAGAUUACACUACUGGGGAUGCUAAAACUGCAAAGGAUAUGCACAUUUUCUUAUUAAAGUGGUAUGAAAAGUUCCCAGAAUUGAAAUCAAGAGAACUGUUCCUUACUGGAGAAAGCUAUGCAGGGCAUUACAUACCACAGCUGGCUGAGGUUUUGCUAGACCAUAAUGCCCAUUCGACUGGUUUCAAGUUCAAUAUCAAAGGAGUUGCUAUUGGAAAUCCGCUUCUUAAGCUUGAUCGAGAUGUUCCUGCAACAUAUGAAUUCUUUUGGUCCCAUGGGAUGAUUUCUGAUGAAAUUGGCCUCAAGAUCAUGAAUGAAUGUGAAUUUGAUGACUACACCUUUGCAAGUCCACACAAUGUAUCAAAUUCAUGCAAUGAUGCCAUAUCUCAAGCAAAUAGCAUAGUUGGUGAAUACAUAAACAACUAUGAUGUGAUCCUGGACGUUUGUUACCCAUCUAUAGUACAGCAAGAGCUGCUAUUGAAGAAAGUGGUUACCAAGAUAAGUGUUGGGGUUGAUGUGUGCAUGACAAUGGAGAGAAGCUUUUAUUUCAACCUCCCUGAGGUUCAGAAGGCUCUUCAUGCCAAUCGAACUAGUCUACCAUAUAGAUGGUCCAUGUGCAGUGGUGUUUUAAAUUACAGUGAUACUGAUGGUAAUAUGGACAUACUUCCCAUUAUCAAAAAGAUUAUUCAAAAUCAUAUUCCAGUUUGGGUGUUCAGUGGUGAUCAAGAUUCUGUUGUACCUCUUCUGGGUUCAAGAACACUCGUCCGCGAACUAGCUGAUGAUCUAAAGUUCAAGAUUACAGUCCCUUAUGGAGCUUGGUUUCACAAAGGCCAGGUUGGAGGUUGGGCAACAGAAUAUGGGGACUUACUGACUUUUGUUACUGUAAGAGGCGCUGCUCAUAUGGUUCCUUAUGCACAGCCAUCCAGAGCCUUGCAUCUAUUCAGUUCAUUUGUGCGUGGCCGAAGAUUGCCAAGCACGGCACGCACUCCAAUAGAUGAUUAAGAAUUGUUUCAUUUUCCUUUACAUUGAAAACAAUAAAAGGAGUGACCGGUUUUCCAAAGAAUAAUAGUUUCAACAAAGAAAUAGGCAAUUUUAAUUGUAGUUAAAUAGGGGGGGGGGGGGGGGGGGGGAGUUGAUCAUAUUUGAUUUUCAUUUUCUGGUACUUGUUGUAUCUAAUUGGAAUGCAAAAUCAUAAUUGGAUUUGAUAGAGUUGAAACUUUAGUUUCAGUUUCUUGGUUUA
Molecule: messenger RNA, 2365 nt
Organism: Ricinus communis (castor bean)
Lineage: Eukaryota; Viridiplantae; Streptophyta; Magnoliopsida; Malpighiales; Euphorbiaceae
Product: serine carboxypeptidase-like 42
Exons: 10
Coding region: 616-2127 (503 amino acids)
Biological process (GO): proteolysis
Molecular function (GO): serine-type carboxypeptidase activity
Source: RefSeq, a predicted model, not a curated record